CGCGUCCGUCAGCAGAUAGGACGCCUUUGUUGGUUGCACCGGAGGAUCCAGAGGGUACCAUUUCCAGCGCUCCAUCGACGAAUCCCACGUCUUCGCCUACCCAAGCUCUCUUGUAUGAUCCACCGUCGGAAAGCGAUUGCGUGGCCAUGAAAAAUGGCCAACCAGUGGCCAAUCAGGACGAAUUGACAGCAUUUACUUUUGAAAUCACCAUAGGUGUGGCAUACUCAGUCAAUGUCGACUUCGAGAAUGUUUACUUGCCCGGUUUGUCACGGGCUAUCCAAGCGUUUUUAGGGCCGAUCCUUGCCCAAUGCCCCACGGCGACAAGACAACUUCAAGGCAACGACGAUGCUUCCACUAAAUAUGUGGUGGGCAAUGCAUUGGUGGAAACAAAUCUUGUGGAGGACAGUACUUGUGAGGAGGAUGAUGGAACCUCCGAUUGCUAUCGUAUUUCUGUUGAGGUCGACGUUUUUUUCAAAGGUAUGAUCCCAAAUGCAACACCCAGCAUCACUGGCUUCAUCUCGGAAGCCUUUCAAACUUCUGAAGCCCCGUUGGUAGAAACUCUGCAGCUGCCAGAUCCGUAUGUAUUUGUUGAAAUCGACUCAUUGUCUUCCCGGCAACAGACGAUGUUUCCAUCCGUAGGGCCUAGCUCAAACCCCAGCCAGGCACCAUCCAAACGAUCUACUCCAAGCCCCACCAAAGUGGCCUCUUCCAACCCGACAAGAGCACCUGUCACUACACCUACAACUGAAGAACCCACGGAAAAUCCAUCAGUGGCGCCCAUUUCGGGACCGACAUUGGCUCCCACACCCGGCCCCACACCCGGCCCCACACCUGGCCCCACGCCUCUUCCUACUCUUGGCCCCACUCCCUUGCCAGAAACGAUGGAACCAACCAUGAUGGAUUCCCAGUCUCCCACGCAAGUCGCCAGCAAUGGCCCUUCCGUCCAACCAUCGAGCGAUCCAUCAAAUCUACCCACCUCCAGUCCUUCGAGUAGUCCGACACCACUGCUCACCGCCUCUCCAACUAGUGGUCCAACCUUGGGCCCUACCGCUUGGACCAUUCCAAUUACGUUUGCGCCCCAAACCACCUACAACAAAAAAGGUGGCGACGGUCGAGAAGACUCCUGCUUCUACAGCUCUGGUUGUCACUCGCAAUCUUGUCCCAGCUUAGAUCCGGCACUCAUCACAGACUUUACGUAUUACACGAAUUCGCGAGCUGUGCCAAUUGAGGGGUUUGAUAUUGAUACCAACCCAGUGUGGUACCUGGAGCAAAUGCUCAGUGGGUCAGAUUGUGCCAGCAACAGCGCUUCGACAGCAUGCUUCGAUGAUCCCUUCAAGGGCGGUUUGCCGUGGAUCUGA
This is a messenger RNA of Cylindrotheca closterium, 1358 nucleotides long. NCBI's taxonomy places the organism in Eukaryota, Bacillariophyta, Bacillariophyceae, Bacillariales, Bacillariaceae. The record is from the annotation of a GenBank genome assembly.